Ectocarpus siliculosus is the source of this 2799-nucleotide messenger RNA. The record is from the annotation of a GenBank genome assembly. NCBI's taxonomy places the organism in Eukaryota, Phaeophyceae, Ectocarpales, Ectocarpaceae.
AUGGCACUGGCCAAGCAGGCUCAAAUCGUCCUGAUGCCCUACAACUACAUCCUGGACCCUUCGGUUCGCUCGGCGAUGUCGCUCGCGCUGGAGGGGGCCGUGGUGAUCCUCGACGAGGCGCACAACGUGGAAGGCGUGUGCAGGGACGCGGGGUCGCUUGAGGUGUCGCUACUCGACAUGGUCGCCAUGGCCUCGGACCUGUGCGAUUGCUCCCAGCUGACGGCGUGCAGUCUCGGUGCAAACCUGCUGCUCAAGUUCGUGAUGAAGCUCCUCUACUUCACCUCGAAGGAGUCACGCACCCUGGAGGCCUUCGAGAACGAGACAGAUUUCGAGGAACCGCCCCCGGGAGCGAGGAAGAAGAAGCAGCAGGAGGUCAUCAACACCGCCGUGCCUGCGCUUCUGAAGAAACACUGGGCGUGUGACAGCGCCGGCAGCAUGUUCUGGGCUGCGUUCGUCGGGCCGGAGGAGGAUGCCAGCACCUCGCAUGCUUCUCUGCUACGAAUUCCGGCGCUAAACAACCUGGAGAGGUUCCUUUUCGUGACCGGGCUCGGGUUGCACCACCCCCACGAUUACGGCGUCAACGUCAUGUCCUGGGACAAUGUCGAGAAGCACAAGCUCCCGGUGCACACCAGGACGUCAACGCGGCACGCCUCCUGCCCGCUGGGGAACUCUCCGUUCUCCCGGUCUAGCUAUGUUCCCGCCAAGAUGUGCCGGCUCAAUAUCUGGCUCAUGUCCCCCAGCGUGGUGUUUGACGAGGUGCCGGCACAGACCCACUCCGUCAUCCUCACGAGCGGCACGCUCAGUCCUCUCCACUCUCUAAGGGCUGAGCUUGGCAGGUCUUUCGGCGAAAGGCUUCUGCCCUUCCCUCAACAGGCGCUGGAAGCGAACCACGUCAUCAACCCUGAACGACAGCUGCGGGUCAUCCCGGUGGGCCAUUCCCCCCGCAACAAAACUUUGAUGUGCAAGAAAGUCUGCACGGACAACGACGAAUUCGUGGAGGAGAUCGGACGCACGGUGGUGGCCUUGGCGAAGCACAUCCCCGCGGGCGUGUUGGUGUUCCUGUCGUCCUACAAGCUGCUUCAACGGGCUGUAGCGAUCUGGCGCAAGUGCGAGGUCUGGGCGGAUUUGGAGAGGAUCAAGGGGGUCAUCGUCGAGGAGCCCGAGGCGGCCGCCGACUUCAAGGCCGCCAAGCGGCGCUACGAGGACGCAGUCGACGGGGGCCCCGGGGGGAGGGGGAGGGGGCGCGGGAGCGCCGGCGGAAGCGCCAUCCUCCUCGCCGUGUACCGCGGGAAAAUGAGUGAGGGCAUCAGCUUCAACGACCACUACGCGAGGGGGGUGCUGUGCGUAGGCAUCCCCUACCCCAACCUGGGGGACCCCAAGAUCGUGGCGAAGAAAUGCUACAACGAUUGGAAGAGUCUCGGGAGGAAGCCGGAGGCCAAGGACCGCGGGGAAGCCGGUCGAAGGUCGUGGCCGGACGUCUGCGCGGCCGGCGACCACAACUACGGGAGCGCCGCCGCGAAUCAAGGCCGCAGCAGCAGCAGCAGCAGCGGCGGCGGCGUAGUAGGCGGUGGCACCGCCGUCUGCUCCGCCGCCGGCAGUGGCGGAGCAGGAGCAGGAGCCGUUGGCGAAAGGAGCGCCGCCGGCGAUGUCGGCGACCGCGAGGGGGCUGUUGUUGGGGAGCGCGGCGGCGGGGGCGGGGGGGGUAGACCGGCGCGGAUUGUAGCUUCGGGGCCCCCGAAGGUAUCGGAGGACGGGGAGGCAGCGGUGUCCUUAGCAGCGCCCGGGGAGGAACCUGCGGUGAAGGCGGAGAUGGCUGCGGUAAAGGCGGAGACAGCGGAGACGGCGGCGGAGGCGGCGGCGGCGGAAGCGGCGGAGGCGGAAGCGGCGGCGGCGGCGGCGGAAAUGGCAGCCUCGAGGGCGGCGGCGAAGGCGACGGCGAAGGCGGCACACGAGGCCGGGAAGGCGCUGCUGAGCGGCUCGAACUGGUACGCCCAGGAGGCGUAUCGAGCCCAGAACCAGGCACUCGGGAGGUGCAUCCGUCACGUCUACGACUAUGGGGUGGUAUGCCUCAUCGACGAGCGCAUUCGCGCUGGCGAAUGGAAGCACGUGAAGUUCCUCGCGAAGUGGAUGCGCGACCUCCGCGGCGACUACCCGAGCUUUGAGCACGUGGUGGGCACGAUGGACCAGUUCUUCGCGAGCGCCCCGGGCUUCGUGCGGGAAGAGAAGGAGAGGGCGGCAGUAUUGAGACAUCAGGCGAGUGUCCGGCGACGGCGGGCUAAGGAAAUGGCGGCGGCCGUUGCGGCUCAAGGUGCACCUGGAGGUAGCGGCGGCGACGGCGGCGGCGGCCUGCUGUCGGCGGAAGCCGAGAGCUCCCCCGUGGGGAUGGAGGUAGAAGCUGUGCCCCUAGCGAACUGGGGAGGCGGUUCGGAGAACGGCGGCGGCAGCGGUAGCGAUGGCACCCUCAGCGGUAGCUGUAGCAAAACUGCGGCCGGCGGCGGCGGCGGUGGCGGCGUCAGACGGCCCUUGUCCGUCGUCGACGAGGGCGUACGAAAUCACCGGCAGCGCAACGAGCCGUCCGCUGUUGUGACCCCCCCUCCUCCUUUGACCGUACGUCACGCCACCCCCACCGCUGACCUGUCCUCGUCCGUGAGUAGCCAGCCGGCGAGCGACAACGCCGCCCGUGACCGUUCGGGCGAAGCUGGCUUCUCCUCGUCGGAGGGCACUAACGGGGCCUUAGUAGAACGCGGCGCGGUGCUAAAUAAAAGCGGCUCCUCCCUGACGGUGGCGAACGUACUGUAA